Messenger RNA from Striga hermonthica, 348 nucleotides. NCBI's taxonomy places the organism in Eukaryota, Viridiplantae, Streptophyta, Magnoliopsida, Lamiales, Orobanchaceae. The record is from the annotation of a GenBank genome assembly.
AUGGAGAUAGAAAGGAAGAAAGGCUAUGCCUGGGCUGCCUCUGCCGGACUCAACGCCGCUCUCGCCGCCAUUUCAGCUAAAUUCUUUUCAUCCCAGUUGAAGUAUGCUCUGGUUAUAUUCUUCAACGUCAUUAUGUGGGGAUGCUACGUUAACAGUAUGAGGUCUCUCUCGUCUUUACAAGCUACUGUGACAAACUUUGCGACCAAUUUUCUCUCGUCUGGGUUGUCUGGUUUCUUUCUCUUUGAGGAGGCACUGCCACUUAAGUGGUUUGCAGGCGCCGUGUUAAUAGUGAUUGGCGUUGUAAUUCUAAGCAAGUCGAGCAUCGACAAGAAAACACACGCAAGUUGA